AUGGGACUUCUCAUCUUUUUCUUUUUGUUUGUAUUUGUGUCAACAACAACCGCAAAUGAAGCAACAAUUAAUGCGACAACAGAACCUUCCUUAAUAGACGUCAAUUCAAAUCUGGUCGGAAACCCUCUAAAAACACAGAAUGGAAGUAUCAUUAAUCUCUGUGCUCAACAUGAAUGUUAUGAAUUGUUAAAGCGUGAACUCGACUUGGUUGGGAAUAUUUCAAAAGGAGAAAGGGACUGUAAAGCGGCAUUGGUUGAAUCAGAAAGUGGCCAUGAAUUUUGGAAAGUUUUUGGAAUUGUGUCUAUUAUUCUAACGAUAUUAAGUUGUUGCUGCUGUUAUUGUUGUUGCUAUUUUUGUUCUUAUUUAAAUUCUCGUGAGGAAUAUCGAGUCCGAUUUUUCUCCUCAAAUUAAGAUAUUGUAAAUUGUUAGGAUCUAUUGUUUGAGUAUGUAUUUUAUAUUGUAUUUAUGUUAUAACUUUGUGUGAUAAAUCUUUGUAUAAUGUAAAAUGAAAAAAAAUUGACUGGACUUUUUUGUAAAUUAAGUGAAAUAGUAAAGCAUACGAAACAUGCUA
This is a messenger RNA of Meloidogyne enterolobii, 571 nucleotides long. The record is from the annotation of a GenBank genome assembly. NCBI's taxonomy places the organism in Eukaryota, Metazoa, Nematoda, Chromadorea, Rhabditida, Meloidogynidae.